Ostrinia nubilalis (European corn borer) is the source of this 5061-nucleotide messenger RNA. It is a transcript of the gene IntS4, whose product is annotated as integrator complex subunit 4. The record is from RefSeq and is a predicted model, not a curated record. Gene Ontology annotation, cellular component: integrator complex. The transcript has 25 exons. Bases 96 to 4604 code for a protein of 1502 amino acids. NCBI's taxonomy places the organism in Eukaryota, Metazoa, Arthropoda, Insecta, Lepidoptera, Crambidae. Gene Ontology annotation, biological process: snRNA processing.
GUCGUUUGCUGUCAUCACAUCAACACAAAUGCGUGUUUGGUAUGGAUUGAAGAAUUAAAAUAAAUUCUGGUUGAAGUUGUACAACUUUCACGACAAUGGCUGCAGUUUUAAAGAAAAGAGCACUUGCGGAGUACAAUAAGUCAUUCCAGGAUGGGCCGCCUUCCAAAAAGCUUCAUUUGGUCAAGAAACCUCUAAUUGGCAGUUCUGCUGCUGCUUUUGUGGGGUUAUUAGAGAAAUGCAAGUCCAGUGAUGAAGCUUUGCAGCUCUUGCUGCGUAUAUCAGACUGCCUUCAGUUUCAGGAGUCUGAUGUCGAAGAGGCUAUUAAGAAACUGUCUGAACACUUUCAGUCAGAAGAAGAUUCGGUUGUGAGGGUCAAGAUUUUGUGGCUGUUUUGUGAUAUUGGUUUAGAGUGCCCGGGCGCCAACCUUAAUUAUUUGAUUGAUGAAACUAUUCAUUUGAUCAAGAAUGAGACAUCACAUAAGGUUAUAGCUCAAGGGAUAGCUACAUUGCUAAAGCUUGGCAACAAGUUGAGUGAAGACAAACUUCUUAUGAUGCGCUUAGUUGGUGUGGCCAAGGACAACCUCAAAGACACCAGUCACCAGGUGAAGUGCCGGUGCCUGCAGCUCAUCAGUGAACUGUACCCGAUAUAUCCUGAGAUUGAGAGGACCAUGGAGAUGGCGGCAGAGGCCAGCGCUAUUGUGAAGUUGCUGGGAGACUAUUCCAAUGCUGAUGAUGCAAGGGUACGUUGUGAGGCAUUCCAAUCCUUGCUGACACUUGCAGAGCGAGGGCAAACCCUCAGUGUUGAUCUUUAUCAGCAAGUGUGCCCCGCUCUCUCAGACGACUAUGAGAUUGUGCGCGAAGUGGCUCUGAAGUUAGUGUGGUUGCUGGGGAACAAGUAUCCAGAGCACUUGACAACUCUUCAAGACGGCGAGACGACACUACGCCUGGUGGACGACGCGUUCAUUCGCAUCUGCUCCGCGGUCAACGACCUGUGCAUGGCGGUGCGCGCGCUAGCGUGUUCGCUGCUGGGUGCCGCGCGCUUCGUGUCCGACCGGUUCCUGCUGCAAACGCUGGACAAGCAGCUCAUGAGUAAUAUGAAGAAGAAACGCACGGCCCACGAGCGCGGCGCGGAAUUAGUGCGGUCGGGCGCCUGGGCCAGCGGGCGGCGCUGGGCGGACGACGCGCCGGGACAACUAGUGGAGCAGGACGACGUGCAACUGCUGCCCGGCGGCGCGGCCGGCGCCUUCGUGCACGGGCUUGAGGACGAGCUCAUGGAGGUCCGCACAGCCGCCGUAGAAGCCGUAUGCCAGCUGUCUAUGGAAAACCCGGUGUUCGCGACCACAUCGCUAGACUUCCUGGUGGACAUGUUCAACGACGAGAUCGAGGACGUGCGCCUGCGCGCUAUAGACAGCCUCACGCGCAUCUCGCACCACAUCGUGCUGCGCGAGGACCAACUGGAGACCAUCCUGAGCGCUCUGGAGGAUUACUCAAUGGAUGUCAGGGAGGGGCUACACAGAAUGCUGGGCUCGUGUACAGUCGCCUCCAAAACUUGCUUGGAAAUGUGCAUUGACAAAAUUCUGGAAAAUCUCAAGAGAUACCCACAGGACAAGCGCUCGACAUUCCGCUGCGUGCAGCGGCUGGGCAGCUCGCACGCGACGCUGGUGCUGCCGCUGACGACGCGCCUGCUGGCCUGCCACCCCUUCUUCGACAUGCCCGAGCCCGACGUCGACGACCCGGCCUAUACUUGCGUACUAAUCCUGGUGCUCAACGCGGCGCAACACUGCACCACCAUGCUGCCGCUGUUCGAGGAGCACACCAUCAAGCACUACACCUACCUCCGCGACACCAUGCCGCACCUCGUGCCCAGCCUGCCCAUAGGAGAAGCGCAGCAAUUAAAUGGCGAAAAGAUGGAGCCCACAGACGACAGCGCAGUGCGGCGUUUCUUGGAUUCUGUACUACAGCACAUUGACAACGCCACGCUGUCCACCAGCGUGCGCCUUAAGAUGCUGCAGUCGGCCGAGGAGCAGCUCAACAAGCUAUCGGAGAUGGAGCCCAUGGUAUCGGGCGCGGCCAACUUCACGGCGUUGUUCGCGCGCGCCGUGCGCUAUCUACACGAGGCGCUCAACAACAGCCACGGGCCGCCCACGCACGCGCUCGCGCACCUCACCACCGACUGUCUCAGACUACAACACCAAUUCAGCGGCGUAACGGAACAAGAGAACGCGUGCGUCUGGCAACUUGCGCUACGCGUCUGCGCGGCGCGUUUAUACGCCGCUGCUAUGGGGACGCCGGUGGUGGGCGCCGGCGCCGUGGGGGCCACGGGGCCCAUGCUGGGCGCCGCCGCGGCCGCGCUGCAGGCCCUCGCCGCGCUUACGCACCACGCCGAACUGCUGGACAGGAUGCUGGCUGCGGCAACACGUAGAAUUUUGUCCAAUGACCCCAAGCUACCCGUAAUUAUGGUGGGCGCCGGCGCCGUGGGGGCCACGGGGCCCAUGCUGGGCGCCGCCGCGGCCGCGCUGCAGGCCCUCGCCGCGCUCACGCACCACGCCGAACUGCUGGACAGGAUGCUGGCUGCGGCAACUACACGUAAUUAUGUUGCUAUCGCGCUCCGCGUCUGCGCGGCGCGGUUAUACGCCGCUGCUAUGGGGACGCCGGUGGUGGGCGCCGGCGCCGUGGGGGCCACGGGGCCCAUGCUGGGCGCCGCCGCGGCCGCGCUGCAGGCCCUCGCUGCGCUUACGCACCACGCCGAACUGCUGGACAGGAUGCUGGCUGCGGCAAGCGUGGAGCCGGACCCGUUCACGAUCGCGGUGUUCCAGCAGCUGUCGAUGAGCGCCGACAACAAGCCCGGCGCCCUGGCCCGCGCGCUCAUGCCGCUGCUGCAGGCCGCGCCGCUGCCCGCCAUCCCCAAGCCCAACCUCAAGAUCCGAAUGUGCACAGCGACAAUAAUCGAGCCGGCCAGCGACAACGACACGGUGCUGCGCUUCUCUGCCGGGCUCGUGACCAGCGUCGCGCUAGAAGCGGAGGUGACGCGCGUGCGCGAGCCCGGGGCCCUGCGCGUGCGCGUCGUGUACCCCGACCGUCGCGCGCACGCGUUGCAGCCGCCGCGGGACCACUUGCGACCGCUCGACCAUAACCAUAUUACGCUUCUCUGCCGGGCUCGUGACCUGACCAGUGUCGCGUUGGAAGCGGAGGUGACGCGCGUGCGCGAGCCCGGAGCCCUGCGCGUGCGCGUCGUGUACCCCGACCGUCGCGCGCACGCGUUGCAACCGCCGCGUGACCACUUGCGUCCGCUCGACCACAACCAUAUCAGUGAGUACCCUAGCCCGCCUACUGUAAACGAGCCCACGGUGCUGCGCUUCUCUGCCGGGCUCGUGACCAGCGUCGCAUUAGAAGCGGAGGUGACGCGCGUGCGCGAGCCCGGAGCACUACGCGUGCGCGUCGUGUACCCCGACCGUCGCGCGCACGCGUUGCAGCCGCCGCGGGACCACUUGCGACCGCUCGACCACAACCAUAUCAGUGAGUACCCUAGCCCGCCCACUGUGCACGAGGCGUGUACCCUUACCGCCGUCGCGUUGGAAGCGGAGGUGACGCGCGUGCGCGAGCCCGGCGCGCUGCGCGUGCGCGUCGUGUACCCCGACCGUCGCGCGCACGCGUUGCAGCCACCGCGGGAUCACUUGCGUCCACUGGACCACAACCAUAUCAGUGAGUACCCUAGCCCGCCCACUGUGCUCGAGCCCACGGUGCUGCGCUUCUCUGCCGGGCUCGUGACCAGCGUCGCGUUAGAAGCGGAGGUGACGCGCGUGCGCGAGCCCGGAGCGCUGCGCGUGCGCGUCGUGUACCCCGACCGUCGCGCGCACGCGUUGCAGCCGCCGCGGGAUCACUUGCGACCGCUCGACCACAACCAUAUCAGUGAGUACCCUAGCCCGCCCACUGUGCACGAGCCCACGGUGCUGCGCUUCUUUGCCGGGCUCGUGACCAGCGUCGCGCUAGAAGCGGAGGUGACGCGCGUGCGCGAGCCCGGCGCGCUGCGCGUGCGCGUCGUGUACCCCGACCGUCGCGCGCACGCGUUGCAGCCGCCGCGGGAUCACUUGCGACCGCUCGACCACAACCAUAUCAGUGAGUACCCUAGCCCGCCCACUGUGCACGAGCGCUUCUCCGCCGGGCUCGUGACCAUUGUCGCGUUGAAGGCCGAGGUGACCAUCUGCGUCCGCUCGACCACAAUCAUAUCACCCACGGUGCUGCGCUUCUUUGCCGGGCUCGUGACCAGCGUCGCGCUAGAAGCGGAGGUGACGCGCGUGCGCGAGCCCGGCGCGCUGCGCGUGCGCGUCGUGUACCCCGACCGUCGCGCGCACGCGUUGCAGCCGCCGCGGGAUCACUUGCGACCGCUGGACCACAACCAUAUCAACGAAGACGGCACCCACAACGUCCGGCUUCUCACCAAGGUGCUAAUCUCGCACGGCGUGUGGACGGAGCCGUGUGGCGUGGACUUGACCGUAUGCUUAGCCGUCGAGGAGGGCGGAGGCCGCGAGCCCGCGCCGCUCGUGGAACUGUGUCGACCUGUGCGCGUCACCGUCGCCCCCAAGCCGAUCAAACGGGGCAUUUAAAGGGAAGAUGGGCUACAGAUGAUAAGAGCACAAAGAAGAAUGUUCAUUCAAGCCGAUCGGAGCGUAACCCCUGGGCGUAACUCGAAGAUUCGCGCUGUUAGUAGUCUAAGUAUCGCGUAUACUUCUGUGCUUUUAUGCAUAGUAGUAAAACUUUGCUCCGGUGUCAAAUCAUUCGUCCGAAUAUUAUCGCGAUGUAUGUGGCCCAGGGGUAAGGGAUAAACAUAAGGAAAGAGAAUCGAAAAGAAGCAUUUAGAAAGAUGAGGAAAUGUGGAAUGCUUGACUGUAGUUGAUUCGAAGGACAAACAAGACAGCAAUUAUUAAGGACAUAGUUUGUUCCAUAGGUUUUAUCUUUACUUUAAAUUGGUGACAUAAUGAUAAGAGAUAAAUGUACAUAAUUAUAGUUUUAUUAUAUUAGGAAUGGAGAUGACUAAAUAAAUCAACCACUUAAUAUAGCAAA